This is a messenger RNA of Xylaria bambusicola, 1334 nucleotides long. RefSeq lists its product as uncharacterized. NCBI's taxonomy places the organism in Eukaryota, Fungi, Ascomycota, Sordariomycetes, Xylariales, Xylariaceae. The record is from RefSeq and is a predicted model, not a curated record. Bases 42 to 692 code for a protein of 216 amino acids. The transcript has a single exon.
AUACAUAGUACAGAGAGCCUCGCAUUGCUGAAACCAACAACAUGUCAAAGCCUCACAUUGCCCACACCAGCAAUAUGCCCGUGUUCCGUUCUUUUCCCCGGCUCCCACCUGAACUCCGAUGCCAGAUCUGGCAGUCCAGCUUGGAGACUUGGUCCGUCGUCACGGUUAGUGCCAACAAGUGCUCUUACACGCUGCAGCCCAUUGGCUGGGACAAAUGUGUCGUUGGUCGCGUCUGCAUCGAGGCUCGGAUCAUCAUGGAGAAGACUUGCAAGGCUUUCGCUCUCGGCGGCACCGCGUGGAUUAACUUGCAGUCGACAACGCUCUUCUUCGGGGAGGCAGCGAAGGCUUCACACACUAUCGGGCGUUUAGAUCCGCGGCUCUGUUCCGACAUGACCCACGCUGCUAUCAUCUGGACUACUUGGCCCGAAGUUGUUGGCUGCAUCAAGCAGAUGUCCAAGAGGUGCCAUUCGCUGACGUCCAUUUCCAUCUUUGACGCCGGCAAACCCGUCACACAUCAUGUCCGACCCUUGGGCCCAGAGGAUGUGGAGCGGAUGGUAGCAUUUCCCCUAUGUUCGAAGCCAAAGUACGAACCUUGGUGGAUGGAUGGAGACGCCCUGACGGCAGACCUUCAAGCGUGGUUCUCACGCGACCCCGUCUCCAGCCUGCCUGCUAUCAACAUGAUCCCGCUUUGACGCCGGCCGAUUCACUCGGCCAACAUCUCUUCAGAACCUAGCUGGGCGGCUGAACUUUGAAGAUGUUAGGACUCUGUGGUAAGGCGCUUCGAGGGCCAAUUGACAUGGUCCUGCCCCUGGAAUGGUUCUAUUAAAGACCUCGAUAUCCCUCGAUUCGUAGAGUAUGUGAAGCAACAGCCAGCAAGAGCCUUUAACCCGAUUACACCCUUUUUGAGACUCUACUCGUUGAACUAUAUCUUUGAUCACAGCUUGUUUCCUGACAUGACUCCGCCGUCUUUAUCAGAGCUUGAAUCCGCGGCCCUUGAUGUCAUAAGCAUAUUGAAGGGGCUACCACAAUUUGCUGAGCAGAAGAUUGCUGUUAUUGGAGGCACGGCUCUUUGGAAGUAUCUACCACGUGGCCGGUCAACUGAGGUGCUUCGAACUUUCUAGACCACAUCACGUAUCAUUGUUGACCGGCAUAGGACGUUGACUUUAUCGUGACUCUCGACGGGCCCAAGAGUAUCAAACCGAUCCUUCUUAAACUUAAGAACAGCCCUUUUGAGGAGCGCGCACAGUGGUUCUACUACCGCACGCCGGCAACGAAAUUGAUACAAAUUGAUUUUGUAGCGCAAUGGCAGGUAUGUCUGACUCCCAAUCUCUGUG